GUCAUGAUGUCUUCCAUUAAUAAAGUUAGGUGCUAGGUUACAUAGGCUACGUACCCUGGGAAACUUUAUACAUUCAUCAAUACAUACCUUAGUACAUAAUAGCAGAUGCUACAUUCUUUGAAAUAUUUUUUCUCUUUAUCCUCUUUAUUGUACAUAUGUAUAUACCAAUAGCCUGAAGCAUACAGAGUAGAUACUUUGAUUAGUUUCCUUCUUUCUUUAAAGUCUAUCAUCUCUUCACAUACUAGACAUCAAUCCUUGUGUAUUACUUGAGCCCCUAUAUGAGACCGAGGGAUUUGGUUCUCAUUCCAAAGCCGCCUACUUAGUUAUGACAUCUCAAUUCGAAUCUUCUACCGGGCCUCCCUCCAAGAACAAUGCAAGAGAGCAUGUUCACCCCCGGGAUCUUUCUUCAGCGGAUGAUACCGCGACGGAAGACACCCCUCUCCUGCAAUCCGACUCUAGCUCUCAUAUAACGAAUAGUGGGUCAUCAGCGACCUCUCAAGAUGAAGCUUCCGACGACUUGGAUACACCCAACCAAAGGGUUAGCCGGGGACGAGGUAUAGCAAUUAUCUUGAGUACCUAUCUACUAAUCUUCCUGAUCUCAAGCAACAUGUCAGGCAUCACCAUGGCCCAGUCGACCAUAGCCGCCGACUUAGACGCGUAUGAGAACGCAAUGUGGUUUACUACAUCGUUCCUCGUGGCGACGUCCUCAUCGACACCUCUGGUCGGGAAGCUGGCUUCCAUAUUCUCACCUCGUUCUAUCGUGCUCGUUGCAUCCACACUCUUCGCCGCUGGGAGCUUUAUCACAUCGCAGGCCCACUCAUUUGAGGUCUUCAUUUUAGGGCGAGUCAUCACGGGGUUAGGGGCUGGAGGUACCACGGUCUUGGCACUUGUCUUAAUUCUCGAGUUAACGACGAAGCGGCAGCGAGGCUUAUAUGUUGGUCUGCUGAAUACCGGUUUUACUACUGGAAUUUCUUUAGGAGCCGUUUUCUUUGGCGGGCUUAUAUCUGUCACUGGAUGGAGAGCCCUCUUUUGGGUGCAGGUCCCACCCAGCUUGUUUGCCGGAGUGUCCAUCUAUUUCAGUAUCCCUAGCUCGUUCUCGUCAGGCAAAGGUUCUAAAGGUUCGGUGGUUGAGAAAUUAAAGCGGCUUGACUACCCCGGUGCUUUGUUCUUGAGCGGUACUGUCGUGCUGUUUCUAUUUGGACUCUCCGGUACCAUCCAAGUUAUUCCUCUCAUUGCUUCUCUGGCGAGUCUAGUUACCUUCGUCUUAAUUGAGCGUUAUGUCGCUAUCGAUCCUAUCAUCCCCCUCGCCGUCAUUCAAAACCGAGGUGCCUUGCUGUCUUGUGUUGCCCAGCUUGGAGUAAUGGCCUCACGGUGGACAGUGCUAUUCUACACCCCGAUUACCGCUCUAGCAGUACGCGGGUUCACUCCUGCAACUAGCGGAAGUAUCCUCAUUCCGACGAAUAUCGGAUUUGGCCUCGGUGGACUUCUUGUUGGUGGGUUCCAUGUCCGCCGCACCGGAAGUUUUUGGUUGUCCUGUCUCGUCUCCCUUGUUCUCUUUGCCACAAGUCUGUUCUUGCUCUCCCUGGCUUCCACGCCGGAUGUUCCGAUUGCUCUAUAUAUCGUGAUUGUGUUCUUCAAUGGCCUUUUCACCGGCGCAGCACUGAAUUACACCCUCGCACACGUACUGCACUUGACUUUGCCGGACACCCACUACGUAGCCACCAGCUUACUCGGCACAUUCAGGGGAUUUGCCGGCAGCUUUGGCAGCGCAAUCGGUGGUGGUAUAUUUGCCAGGACACUACGGGAGUCUCUAGAGAACGGUUUCAAGGCAAUCGAUGGUCCUGACGGUCCUGGUCGCAGCGAGCUAAUCAGGAAACUUAUUGGCAGUCCCGCUUUGGUAUAUAAUGGUGGUCUCGCAGGCGAGGAACGACAGGUCGCAGUGCAAGGCUACGUAGAUGCGCUGAGAGUCUUGUUCCAGGCUGCUGUUGUCUUAUCCAUCUUUGUGACAUUUGUCCAAGCGGCUACCGGAUGGAAAGGUCCCUCCGACAAGGUCAAAGAUCAAGAAACUAAUGGCAGCGAUGUUCGAAGCGAUGAGUAGGAUAGGGACCGGCAGUAGUUUACUUUGAUUAGUGUUAUGUGGUUCGUUAUAUUGUUUGUAGACAUAUAGAUUCCUUUUCAGUUGGCCACCAAUUACCUGCUUGCUGCUACGAAAGCGAUAACAGUACCUAGGUAACCUUGUACAUGCUCUUUUACCCUACUAUCUGAAAAGCUGUUUCGUCUACCUACCCUUUG
Messenger RNA from Hypoxylon fragiforme, 2292 nucleotides. Its product is annotated as MFS general substrate transporter. The transcript has 6 exons. Gene Ontology annotation, biological process: transmembrane transport; basic amino acid transport. NCBI's taxonomy places the organism in Eukaryota, Fungi, Ascomycota, Sordariomycetes, Xylariales, Hypoxylaceae. The coding region runs from base 326 to 2098 and encodes 590 amino acids. Gene Ontology annotation, cellular component: fungal-type vacuole membrane. The record is from RefSeq and is a predicted model, not a curated record. Gene Ontology annotation, molecular function: basic amino acid transmembrane transporter activity.